CACAAAUCUGUAGUGAACAGUAUCAGUCUGUUGCCUAUCGCUUUUAAGAUUAAAAUUUAUCAGAAUCUAUCAAAAUCUAUAAAAUCUAUCAACAAGCAGGACUAUGUAAAUUUGGUACCAUUUGGUCCUGAAGUUGGGGAUCAAAAAGUCCAUCCAGGCAUGUUGACAGCAGGACAAACUAUUGAUUUGCAUAUGUAUUUUCCAUAUUAUGGUGGACUAUACAAUUAUUCCACUUUAUCAGUAAAUGGCUAUAUAGCAUUUGCAACAGUUCUCGACCAAGGACCAACAAUAAAUGUCGGCGUUGAUAGUACCGAUUGGCCGAAACAGCAGGACCCGGCAAUGAUUGCACCUUAUUUAUGUAAACAGCAGAUCGCUCAAAAUCCAAGUCCCGGAAUGCGAACGGGAGUUUAUUAUCGACUAAUUCUUCGUCAAUCAUUAUUUGGUCGUGGCUCAGGUAGUAAUUUGAAUUUUGGUGGAACAAUGCAACAAUCAUCAUUUUUCGGUCAAUCGGCAAGCCAGGCAUGUCCAAGCACGUCGGAUUCAUAUGUACGUUGUGAUCAGACAAGUGAUUUUUUUUUGGAUGAAAUGAUGCGUUGGUUGCAAGAAGGUGUUGCGGGUGCUGCAGCAUUUCGCGCUGAUGCUGCAUUAGUCGUUACAUGGUAUAAUACGGCUUCUGCAGUUUCUGGUAGAUCGGAUAUCGAUGCUGGCCAACUAGCUACAUAUCAAGUGAUAUGGUUAACCGAUCAGCCCGGUCGACUUAGUUAUGUUAUUUUGAAUUAUGACAAACUUGGAUUUGAUGCAGCAGAUUUUCGUGCAAAUUCGCGAAGUGGUCGUUGUCAGGCACUUUUCAACGGUGGUAAUCAUACGGGUACAGUCCCAGUUGAUCCGUCUUUCAUGUAUAAAAAUACGCCAAAAGUGUUGGCUCAGCGGUCUGGAGUUCCACAUAUGGUUAGAGGACGAUAUAUGUUCCGAGUAGAUGAUGUUGUUCGACCAGCCGGCUGUUCAAACAAAACAGGAGGAACAUUUCCAAUGCUAAUUUAUCCGAAUAUUGUAAAUAUGUUGGGCGAGAUGAGUGUCGACGUGAAUGCAAUAUGCUUGGAUCGAGCUCAGACGUAUAUUCUCAUGAUUGAACAACGCCAAACAGCAUCAUGUGUUGUAUUGAAUCCAGCAAUCGCUCGUUGUCACCUUCCAAAAAUAUAUGAUUGGGGAACGAAAACAGUUUAUUUUCAACCUCAAAGCGGUGGUGCGAAUGAUGAGAAGGCCUUUGUUGGUUAUAUUUAUUUCGUUCCGCCCACGUUGGAUCCAAUGCGAUUAGAUAUUGGAAAUAUAUACGAUUGGUUUAAAAAUCCAAUACAAUAUCAGGUAAUGCCUAUUUCAUGGUACCCUCGAAAUUUCACUAAUCCUAAUCUAAAUAUAAUGGAUCAGAAUUUCCGGAUUAGUGAUGAUACUAUUUAUGGUGUUGAAUUAGGAUUAUAUGUGAUUGGAUAUAAAGAAUCUUUGGAUGAUAAGAUAAAAAAAUUCCGACCAGAGCAUCGCACUUUGUGCCGACUUGCUAGAUAUUCGAAUCGUAAUGCAAUGGAAUAUAGGUGGAAACCGCAAGAAGAACAAAUUAAUAUUUAUCAAGUUGAACGAUGGUAUUUAAAUGAUUGGGAGAAAAUGAACGAUCUUUUCACAUUUCGUUUCGGUUAUUUAAAAUUAGCACCACUGAAGCCAAAUGAUGAUAGCGGAAUCGAUCUUCCUUCAGGACUCGUAUCUGCACCAAUAUCUCUUCAUUGGUUAUGGACUAUAAAUAAUCCACAAUUUUCGACAACUACAUAUUCACAAUUAGAUGCAAAUAGUCGUAAAGAAUUCGUUCGUAAGAAAUCUCUUCAAAUGUGCCAUGAUUGGUAUGACGAGGAUGGAGCGCAGUGGAAUUUCAUUCGCGAUACUGAGACUAACGCUUCUUGCCCAUGUGUUGAGAGUCAAGCGAAAAUGGAUCUUGGACGAUUCAUGCCUCAUCCAAGAUGCUCACAGGUGUUCAGAGAUAUCACUUGCACCUCAAUGAUUGGUGCAAAGAAUUGUUAUAUGUCAGCGCAAAAUAUUUAUGGAUCAUAUGCUGGUGAUGGAUAUCAAACACAGUCAAGCGAACAGACUGCGCGAUUUCCUACUCAUUAUGGGCAAGUAUGUUGUUAUGAUAAAGAAGGUAAAUUAAUGCAGACAAGUUAUCAGCCAGUCGUCAAAAUAAUCGAUGAAACCCCAUAUAAUCCUGGAUAUCCACUGCGUGCUUAUGAAUUCGGAACACAUCCAUAUAUGGGGCAGUUUGAGGUACCUGGUUUGUCCGCAUUUCAUCAUGAUUACAUGCCAUAUUUCCUUUGCUGUAAAUUUGCUGAAUUUCGCUGCCAACUUUUCUACUGGAGACGGCCGAGUAGCGGUUGCCAGCAAUAUCAGCCACCUGCAGUUGGUCAUUCAAUGGGUGCAGGAUCAUUUAAUACAAUUGAUAAUGAAAAAUUCGUAUUCAAUGAACCAGGUGUUUAUACUUUACUAUAUAUACCAAAAACAUUGAUGAAUCCAGAAGUUAGGAUUCAAGUUCGGUUGGAACGUUAUCCGAAUCGUAAAAUUGAUUUCAGUUUACUUGGACGUUAUAUUGGGCAAGCCGAUCUAGUUCAGCCAACUAAUGCAACCGUAAUUACUGGUAUUGUUAUUGAGGCGACGGGUACGGAUCGAGUUCACGUUUUAGCUCGAAAAGACACUCGCAGAUUUCGUUAUCGCACAAGUGUUAUUGUUGGUAAUAUUCUGCGAUAUUUUGAUACAAUGCGACUUCAAAGAUUUAAAGGUGUUCUCGUAUAUGUGAAUAAUGUUGAGCGAGGCCAACCAGAAGUUUACGUUGUUCUUGAAGAAGCACAAAUAGGAGUUCGAAUCCGCGAAUCUUAUUCAGUUGAUAUAGAUCGCUUGCCUAUGUAUCAAGAAAGCAUGGGAAUGCUAGAUAUCGCUCUUAGCGUUCCUCCACAAUAUGGCGUUCGCCCAGAUGGAGAUAGAACUCGUGAACAGGUAUUACGGCAACGUUUCAAUCUUCCACGCGUUUCUGGUUUAAUGCGACCCUUCCCUGAUCAAUCAUCAGCAUCAUUCUUAAGCGGACUCACUAUUAACGAUGUUAAUUCUGAAACCUAUCGUCAACAAAUAAUUAACAAUUAUCGAAUUCCGGGUAGCGGUGAACCGGGUUCUGAUCAAAACGUUGCUGGUGUACUUCAAUGGAAUAUUCCAUCAGACAAUAUGUUCACAACAAGUCGUGAAGAGGAUAAAAAAUUCGAAGUAUUUCCUGAGGCAUCAAUGAAAAGCGGUCCUAUUUUUAAAACUGCAGAAGAAUAUGAAACUGGUCCCUAUCGUUUUGUUCCUCGAACUGGUCAAAUGCUUAAUCAGUUAUUGCAAACAUGUCGUGAUCUUCAACGAAAUAAACAAACCGAUCUUCAACCACUACAAAGUAGUUUAACUGAACGAUUUGGAAUGACUCAAUGUCCAGAUAAUCCGAGUCAAAUUAUACAGGAAUGUGGUGAUAGUGUUCCAUGUUUAUAUGACUAUACGAUGCUUAACGCUAGAAUUCUUGGAAUGGAAAUACAAAACUCGUGGAAUGCUUUUAUAUAUGAAAGAUUGGAAGCAACUCGCCACUAUAAUAGCUGUGGACCAAUAAAUAUUGAAUAUCCGGAAUAUUUGAUGAAGACGCCAUCAUUAUCAUCAGGAUAUAUGGAAGGCGAUGUGGCACGAUUUGAUUGCUUUCAAACACACUGGAUUAAAGGCGACAACGAAUAUAAAUGCAGUCUUGUUGUGGAUUAUAAUAAUCCGAGUAACUAUCGAUUCGAAUGGAAUAAAGGAUCACAGCCUUGGUGCCGUUCUCGUGAAAAAGAUAAUCUAUUUAAAUGGCUUACAGCAAUUUUCUCUACGACAGCUAUUAUUAUGGUGUUUUUAUGUUUUUGGUGCGUGAAACAAAAGCGAAUUAAAGAUGCUGAGGAACGUGGAUCGUCAGUUUAUAAAGCACCAAUUCGUGGUCCAGUGGUAUAG
Dracunculus medinensis (Guinea worm) is the source of this 4032-nucleotide messenger RNA. NCBI's taxonomy places the organism in Eukaryota, Metazoa, Nematoda, Chromadorea, Rhabditida, Dracunculidae. The record is from the annotation of a GenBank genome assembly.